AACCGUUAUGUAGAGGGAUCGUUGCAUCGCGACGUGUAGUCUGGUUUGCUUCUGUUGAACUGGUAGUUUUGAGCUAAAGUUUCUUAGUGACUCGGUUUGUUAUGUUGCAUAUUUUCGAGCCCGUCACCAAGUAUUUCAAAAUCAAAAAAGUCCGAGUGUACGAUGGUGUAUUUGGGUUGCAUUGUCAAGUGAGUGUGGCGAUCUUAGUCGCGUGCGCAAUCAUCGUGUCGGCGAAGGAGUAUUUCGGGAAGGCUAUAGACUGCGUGUCGGAUGACAAAGACAAGGAUUUCGUGAGCACAUUUUGCUGGGUGGCAGGAACUUACAUCACCGAGAAUUUCCAGCAAACUGUAGGUGCGCAGGCAGCGAGUGUGGGAGUCACAGGAGAUGUCUUCGAUCAACAGAAUCCCGCUGUCCCGUUGCGGAUCUAUCAACGCUACUAUCCCUGGAUUGUCCUUUUCCUGUUCUUCCAGGCUAUAACUUUCUUGACUCCCUCCUAUCUAUGGAAGAUUUGGGAGGGUGGACGACUGGAGCAGAUGUGCGAAGAUUUGAGAUCGGUUUUCGUCCCAGAGGAAUGGAAUAUCAAGAGGAGAGAUCUGCUUAUUUCCUAUUUCUCGAACAAUAACAAGGACAUUCACAUGUGUUACGCUUUGAAAUACUUUUUCUGCGAAUUCUUGAACUGCGCCGUUUGUUGUGUCAACUUGAUGCUUCUGAAUUGGUUUUUUUCUGGUUUCUGGAGUAAAUUUGGGCCUGCACUAGGCGCACUUUCAUUAUACGACUGGGAACUUUGGAACAUCCAGAGCUCCGUGCUUUUCCCUAAGAUGGCUAAAUGCGAGUUUUUUAAGUUCGGUUCAUCGGGAUCUGUCCAGAAUACUGACGUUCUGUGUGUACUACCGCUGAAUAUGUUGAACGACAAGAUUUUUGCAGUCCUUGCUUAUUGGCUGAUAUUCUUAACGGUAGUUUCACUCCUGAACGUUUUCUAUAGAAUAUACAUUAUGUGUUCACCGAAACACCGGCUCCGAUUGUUCCGUGUGCAUCUAAACAGUAUGCCAACUCAUCAAACGAAAUUUAUAUUUUAUGGAAUUAACAUUGGUGAUUGGUUCAUGUUAUACCAAGUAGGGCGUAACAUAAAUCCUACUUUGUUCCGAGAGCUUGCAGAGCAACUUUACAAUAAGAAGAAAGCUAACAUUUCAAACGAUGUUUGAUUUGGUCUAUUCAGAACUUUAUAAAAUGUAAUUUUAUAUAUCUUUGUAGAAGUACACUUUAAAUGGAGUGAAAAAAAUGAUUUGAAAUAAAGAGCCAGUUAUAACUUGAAUUUUAUUACUCAACCGAUUCUAUGUAA
Hermetia illucens (black soldier fly) is the source of this 1339-nucleotide messenger RNA. Its product is annotated as innexin inx6-like. Lineage: Eukaryota; Metazoa; Arthropoda; Insecta; Diptera; Stratiomyidae. Gene Ontology annotation, cellular component: gap junction; plasma membrane. The record is from RefSeq and is a predicted model, not a curated record. The coding region runs from base 102 to 1202 and encodes 366 amino acids. The transcript is spliced from 3 exons. Gene Ontology annotation, molecular function: gap junction channel activity. Gene Ontology annotation, biological process: phototransduction.